CGUCUCUAUGGAUGCUCACGAAGGAGCGAUAUCCGACGGAGAGGCGGAAGGCAUAAGGAGAACGUUGCAGAAAGGUAAGUGAAUUGCUUUUUGCCAUUCCAAAAUACCACAUCACAUUGACCUCUCAAUGGUUUUGACCUUCACGCUAACCGAUGGCGAUGGAACGAGUGCCUCAUACCAGGCGAUCAACUCUCUUAUGCUUGUCGCUACUAUGCUAUCGAUGUCUGGAGCGAUAACUGCAACUCUUUCCAUGAGAUGGUACAGCAUCGUUCCGAAGGACUCGGUUCAGCUUCUUGCCCAUCGACGAUCUUACGACCAAGGCCAAGUGAGGGAAGACCUAGCUCCCCUGCGUUUCCGCGAAACAAUCUUUGAGAGAACCAUACCAUUUGCCCUGAAUACGUGCAUACACCUUACCAACGCUGGAUUUUUGAUUUUUGUUGCCGGUAUUCUCACAUAUGCCUGGAUCCGUCAAGAAACUCCAGUAGCUAUCGUCACAACAGUCUCCGCAGGCUGCGGGCUGUUUUGCAUGAGCUUGUUUUACCUUCCGUUCGAAUUCCGCUACGUUAUUCACCACUUGCACUUCAUGCGCUUCCAAUUCUGGCCUCCGCCGGCUACCCGUAGGGAGCGACGUUCAGCUCUCCAAAGCCCAAGGGAAGAAACUUCUAAAGCGUCAGCCUCGGUUUGAUUGAAUUAAGCAGAGUUGCUUUGCUCGUAGUGUGUUGUUGAGGUGUGCGUGAUCGCCCAGCAUUUGUUUCAUUCGUAAGUGUAUGUUACGGUAGGCAUAAGAAUUCGCUGGAGAUUCUUGGGAAAACAAGUGUAUAGUAUAUUGUAGGAUCUAAUUGGGGAAUCAAGGCCGCGGCGCGGGCAGAGAAAGAGCAAGGGCACAAGUAAAUCGAGAUCAUUAGUUUGACCCAGACGUGAGCUCAAUGUCGAUUGCUUGUCUAGCCAGUGUGGGGCAUGAAUAUGACUGGAGU
This is a messenger RNA of Cantharellus anzutake, 974 nucleotides long. RefSeq lists its product as uncharacterized. The coding region runs from base 128 to 685 and encodes 185 amino acids. The transcript is spliced from 6 exons. NCBI's taxonomy places the organism in Eukaryota, Fungi, Basidiomycota, Agaricomycetes, Cantharellales, Hydnaceae. The record is from RefSeq and is a predicted model, not a curated record.